Equus quagga is the source of this 3340-nucleotide messenger RNA. It is a transcript of the gene DDX24, whose product is annotated as DEAD-box helicase 24. The record is from RefSeq and is a predicted model, not a curated record. NCBI's taxonomy places the organism in Eukaryota, Metazoa, Chordata, Mammalia, Perissodactyla, Equidae. The coding region runs from base 505 to 3081 and encodes 858 amino acids. Gene Ontology annotation, cellular component: nucleolus. The transcript has 9 exons. Gene Ontology annotation, molecular function: ATP binding; RNA helicase activity; nucleic acid binding.
UCUCGGGUCGCAGUCAGGCAGCCUGCCGGACCCCGCGCCGGGGCCGGGUGUGUGGGCGUCCUGGUCCGGCGUCCUCGGCUUUCGCGCCUCGUGCGCCCCUUCGGGCCUGAGGCGAGGCGCGAGCGGCGGUCCGGGAGCGGGCGCCGCGAGGAGGGACCCCACUCGCUCGUCAGAUCGCACCCCGCGUCCCGGCCGGGUGUGCGCGACCGCUCCCGCUCAGGCUUGAGGCCGGCCUCUUGGUGGUCGUGGCGCCCGCGGGGCGGUGAGCGAGCCUCCUUGCAACUGAGGUGCUCACCUCAGGAGGCGCCAUGAGCGGUUUUGGACAUGCGUCACCUUUUUGUACCCGCGUAACGAACCCACGAGACGGACGGCCUCAGAGUCGCCCCUUUUACCGACGGGGAAACUGAGGCUCACGGAGAUCAGUGCGUGCGCCGCCGGCCCGGAGCUGGCGAGCGGUGGCUCCGGAUUGGAACCGGGGUUUGCUUUGGCGUUUUCCCCGCAGCCAUGAAGUUGAAGGAGAAGUCGUCGAGGCCAAAGUCGCAGAGCUAUGGCAAAUUUCAGACGAAGGGAAUCAAAGUUGUGGGGAAAUGGAAGCAGGUGGAGAUUGACCCAAAUAUGUUUGCAGACGGGCAGAUGGAUGACUUGGUGUGCUUUGAGGAACUGACAGAUUACCGGUUGGUUUCUGCCGCCAAGAAUUCCUCCAGCCUCUUCUCAAAGGAGCCUGGGAAGAGAAAGGCACAAGCUCUUUCCGAAGGAGAGGAGGAAGCAGAGGCUAGCUGCUCAAAGAAAAAGAUGAAGUUGAAGAAGGGUAAAGAUGUGGAAACGGAAGGAACCAGUACCCAGGAAGAGUGUGAAGUCAAAGAUGCCGAGCCAGAGGCCCAGGGAGACGGCACAGGUUGUCCCGAUCCAGAGGUAGGGGAGAUGGCAUCAGAAAGCCCGGCCCAGACUAUUCCGAAAAAGAAGAAAAAGAAAGGAAAAAAAAAAUUGGAGGCUUCCCAAGGUACUACUCCAAAGGGGCCCAAAAAAGCGAAGACGUGGAUGCCUGAAAUGCGUGACCAGAAGGCAGACGUAUCAGCUUGGAAGGACCUGUUUGUACCCAAGCCGGUUCUCCGAGCACUCAGUUUUCUGGGCUUCUCUGCACCCACCCCAAUCCAGGCCCUGACCUUGGCACCUGCCAUCCGUGACAAACUGGACAUCCUUGGGGCUGCUGAGACAGGCAGUGGGAAAACUCUUGCUUUUGCCAUCCCAAUGAUUCACGCAGUGCUCCAGUGGCAGGUGAAGAAGCAGCCUACCCCAGCUCUAAGUAACACAGGAGCAGCUCCUGGCGAGACCAGAACCGAGGCUGGAGCCGAGACUGGAUCACUAAACAAAGGUGGAACUGAGUCUGGAGUUUUGCCUGAUGAGAUUGAAACUGAAGAUGAAACACUGCCCAGUGAGGCUGGAGCGAAGGCUAGAUCCAAAACUAGAGCUGCCGUCCCAGACCCGGUGUUGCCCCUCUGUGAUGAUGAUGCCGGGGAAGGACCUUCUUCCCUGAGCAGAGAGAAACCCAUCCCCGAAGAGGAUGACGACGAAGAGGAAGAGCUUGAUGAAGAGCAGACUGCAGAGUUAAAACAAGAAUUGAGUAGCAAAAUUGCCACCUGUAAAGCACAUCCAAAGCAUCCUCUGCUUGGACUGGUUCUGACUCCCACUCGAGAGCUAGCUGUCCAGGUCAAACAACACAUUGAUGCUGUGGCCAAGUUUACUGGAAUUAAAACUGCUAUUUUGGUUGGUGGAAUGUCCACGCAGAAACAGCAGAGGAUGCUGAACCGCCAGCCUGAGAUUGUGGUUGCCACUCCAGGCCGCCUGUGGGAGCUAGUUAAAGAAAAGCACCCUCAUUUGAGUAACCUUCGGCAGCUCAGGUGCCUGGUGGUUGACGAGGCUGACCGGAUGGUUGAGAAAGGCCACUUUGCUGAGCUCUCACAACUGCUAGAGAUGCUCAGUGACUCCCAAUACAACCCAAAGAGACAGACGCUUGUUUUUUCUGCCACACUCACCCUGGUACAUCAAGCUCCUGCUCGAAUCCUUCACAAGAAGCACACUAAGAAAAUCGACAAAACUGCCAAACUUGACCUCCUCAUGCAGAAGAUUGGCCUGAGGGGCAAGCCAAAGGUCAUUGACCUCACAAGAAAUGAGGCCACGGUGGAGACGCUGACAGAGACCAAGAUUCACUGUGAGACUGAUGAGAAAGACUUAUAUCUGUACUACUUCCUGAUGCAGUAUCCAGGCCGCACCUUAGUGUUUGCCAAUAGUAUCUCCUGCAUCAAACGCCUCUCUGGGCUCCUCAAAGUCCUGGAUAUCAUGCCACUGACCCUCCAUGCCUGCAUGCACCAGAAGCAGAGGCUCAGAAACCUGGAGCAGUUUGCCCGUCUAGAAGAUUGUGUUCUCCUGGCAACAGAUGUGGCAGCUCGGGGCCUGGAUAUACCUAAAGUCCAGCAUGUCAUCCAUUACCAGGUCCCUCGCACCUCAGAGAUUUAUGUCCACCGAAGUGGUCGAACUGCUCGUGCCACCAAUGAAGGCCUCAGCCUGAUGCUUAUUGGGCCUGAGGACGUGAUCAACUUUAAGAAGAUUUACAAAACCCUCAAGAAAGAUGAGGACAUCCCACUGUUCCCUGUGCAGACAAAGUACAUGGAUGCAGUCAAGGAGCGGAUCCAUUUAGCUCGACAGAUUGAGAAAGCCGAGUAUCGGAACUUCCAGGCUUGUCUGCACAACUCUUGGAUUGAGCAGGCAGCAGCUGCCCUCGAGAUUGAGCUGGAAGAAGAGAUGUAUAAGGGAGGAAAAGCUGACCAGCAAGAAGAGCGUCGGAGACAAAAGCAGAUGAAGGUCCUGAAGAAGGAGCUGCGCCAUUUACUCUCCCAGCCAUUGUUUAAAGAGGACCUGAAAACCAGGUAUCCGACUCAGUCUGGCAAGCUGCCCCUGCUCACGUCUGCUCCAAGAAAUGCCGAGUCCGCUUUGAGCUGCCUCUCCAAACAGAAGAGGAGGAAGAAGAAGAAACCGAAAGAGCCGCAGCAGGAGCAGCUGCAGCCAAGUACAACUGCAGAUUAGUUACCCCCAGGUCAGAGUCUGUUGGUGACGUUGUCUCUGUUCUCUGGUUAUAUGGAAAACCUUCCCACCUUUCGUUUCAUUCCACUCUCAACUCCGGUUAUCAAAAUCUCCCUCUCUUAUGGUGGGAGAGACCUCGUGCAGAUUUGUGUUGUUUUGGAGUAAGAAUUCUGUGCAGCAGCUUAUUUAUUUCUGUAUUUCAGUGUUUACGGGCUUCCUUUGUGUUCAGCUUUAUUUCCUGAAUUAAAAGUAAUAAUCAGAA